CGUGAACCAGUUUGCUUUCUGGAUAAGACAGCACCGCGCAUGGCCCAGCUAUUCAUUCGCACCCGCAGUCUUGGCUCUUGCAGCAUUUCUCCACGUUAUCACGCUCAACGACAUACGAAAGAAACCGUCCAUUCUCGUCCCGGGCACGACUUGUUCAGCAUUUACCAGCAGUAUCUGUCCUUCUGCGCACUUCUCUACAUACCUUAGACUACCAACAAUAAUAGACACAACAACAGUCAUGGCAGGAAACGACACCACCAUGUCCCCUGCUCCAGCCUCGGUCACAUCUACCACAAGCCAAUUCAUCCCCGCCCCGCUCCGGCCCUCGCACAUCCACCACCCGACACGAUCAGUGUUCCUCGCGGGCUCCACGUCCUCCUCGCUCCCGGGGCCCUCGUCCGACUGGCGCGCGAGCCUCGCCUCGUCGCUGGCCAAUUACCAAGUGACAAUCUUCGACCCGGCGCGCCCAGACUGGGACGCGAGCUGGCGCGAGUCUGCCGACUUUGCGCCCUGGAAGGAACAGGUGCAGUGGGAGCUGGACAUGCAGGAGGCGGCGGCCGCCGUGGUGGUGUGGUUUGCCCGGGACACCAAGGCCCCUGUCAGCCUCCUGGAGCUGGGCCUCGUGGCGAGGCAGCGUGCGGCAGGGGACGGCGAGGGGGCGAGGAGGAGCAAGGCGGUGGUUGUGUGCGAGGAAGGGUUCUGGAAGGAGGGGAAUGUGAGGAUGGUGUGUGAGCGGUUUGGCGUCGAGGUUGUGGACGGGGUGGGGGAGCUUGUGGGCUGUUUGAAGGAGAGGUUUGGGCUGGUGUAAGUUGUCGAUUUGAUGAUACUGGUUUGGUAGCACUGUGGAACAGUGGGGAGCAAGACAGUUUACAAUCAUCUCAUUCAUGAAGGCGCUGUCACGCAAGGGAACACUGGCGCAAUGUCCCUCUCAGCAUUUCUAGAUGCAAAUGGUUGCCAAUGAGGGUAUCGUCGCG
Microdochium trichocladiopsis is the source of this 974-nucleotide messenger RNA. RefSeq lists its product as uncharacterized. The coding region runs from base 239 to 808 and encodes 189 amino acids. The record is from RefSeq and is a predicted model, not a curated record. The transcript has a single exon. NCBI's taxonomy places the organism in Eukaryota, Fungi, Ascomycota, Sordariomycetes, Xylariales, Microdochiaceae.